GGAGAGGAAAAGUCUCCUGACUAGAGCUUGGUACGUUUGUCGGUGGUGACUGAUUUAGUUGAAUGGGGCGUCUUGGUACGAAUGGUGGGAAGAAAGAAUAUUUACAAGCAUGAUGCUGAUAUUCUGCGUUGUAGUAAUGGCAUCUCUCAGCUACGCGUCGUCGGGGGCCAUCAGAGACGCGAACAUUUUCGUGGACACCAUUUUCCAGGAAAAGAUGCCACUCCUCGUGAAGGAAUCGCCAAGGCUUUUCCCCUACGCCACCAUCGAAGACUUCAGUUUCAAGGUGUCGAAGAAUGGCAGGACCAACCGUGACCUGGAGGUGAACAUGACACGUGGCGAGAUCCAUGGCCUCGAUCAUGCCGUGCAGCGGCAGGGUGAUUGCCGUGCGCCUGACUAUUACAGCGAAAAUGUCACCAUCUUCUGCUCCCUCACCCUGCAGGGACUCAACGUCACCUUCACUGCGUUGGCUCAAGGAGACACCCUGUCCGCCAUUCGGAAGACCAUCUGGGUGAAUGUAGCUGUAAGAAGGACGGCGGCUUUCUUCGAAGCCAGCCCUUAUACCGGUCGGGACGCGACUCUCUUCACGUUCCACAUCGGGAGCUUCCAGCUCAGCGUUGCGUACGGACACUCGCUGAUUCUGAACGAGGGCCGCAGCCAGAAAUUCAAAGAGGAGAUAUCUGCCAGAGUCAAGAAGGAGCUAAUGAGCAUCUUUACCUUGGAGUACAAGGACCUACUCAGUCCGUGCUGUAGAAUCGGUCAGGUUCCCCAGGGCCUCAUGGUCACGUUCCCCAAGGCUUUGAGUAAGACACGCGAGAUGGUUAGAAAUAAAGAACUGGCUUAGACUUAGUCAUGACAGGAAAGGAGCGGUGCCGCUGUCCAGCGUAAUCAUGCGUUCUUGGUGAUGUAUCUGAAACUUCCGGCUUUUUUUAUCGUGACACUAGUUCUAUCUUUUUUACUACUGUCCAGUUAAUCAUAGAGGGCAAGCCCAAUACAUGGUUUGUGCGAGGGAACCACCUACAGCAUUACAAGUGCAAGCCCACUGUCUGUGUGUGU
Dermacentor silvarum is the source of this 1053-nucleotide messenger RNA. RefSeq lists its product as uncharacterized. The coding region runs from base 110 to 841 and encodes 243 amino acids. The record is from RefSeq and is a predicted model, not a curated record. Lineage: Eukaryota; Metazoa; Arthropoda; Arachnida; Ixodida; Ixodidae. The transcript has 5 exons.